This is a messenger RNA of Pristis pectinata (smalltooth sawfish), 1221 nucleotides long. RefSeq names its product dopamine receptor D3 (gene drd3). Gene Ontology annotation, biological process: adenylate cyclase-activating adrenergic receptor signaling pathway; adenylate cyclase-inhibiting dopamine receptor signaling pathway. The record is from RefSeq and is a predicted model, not a curated record. Lineage: Eukaryota; Metazoa; Chordata; Chondrichthyes; Rhinopristiformes; Pristidae. Gene Ontology annotation, cellular component: plasma membrane. Gene Ontology annotation, molecular function: G protein-coupled receptor activity; dopamine neurotransmitter receptor activity, coupled via Gi/Go.
AUGCGGCAGAAAAGUGGAAGAGAUUCAAGACGACCUGGUGAAUGUGUGCUUUAUGAUGGUGCUACACCAGAAGAUCAUUCUCACAACUACUUGCUCUGUUUCUUUAUACUGCUGAUCUUUGCCAUUAUUUUUGGGAAUGUAUUGGUGUGCCUUGCAGUGCUGAAAGAAAAUCUUUACAAAACAACUACAAACUACCUUGUUGUCAGCUUAGCAGUAGCAGACCUGCUAGUUGCAACUUUGGUGAUGCCAUGGGUCGUUGUACCUGGAGGGGUAUGGAGAUUCAGUCGAACAAGCUGCAACAUCUUUGUGACACUGGAUGUUAUGAUGUGCACUGCCAAGUAUUUGAACCUCUGUGCUAUCAGCAUGACAGGUACACUGUCUGUAGUGAUGCCCAUCCAAUAUAAUACAAAUGCCAGCUCCAGGAGACGGGUGACUGUAAUGAUCAUUGCUGUGUGGAUAUUAUCAUUAGCAGUGUCUUGUCCUCUCUUGUUUGGUUUCAAUACAACAGAUGACCCCAGGUUAUGUUCUAUAUCCAAUCCAGAUUUUGUUGUGUAUUCAUCCAUUGUAUCCUUCUACUUGCCGUUUUUUAUUACACUGCUGGUGUAUAUACGUAUUUACAUUGUAUUGAAGAAGAGGAGGAAACGCAUCACUUUAAGACAAAACAGUGCUACAAAGGCUACAGAAAAUGUCACACAGAGUCAGGAAAUGAAAGAAAAAUUUCCUGGAAGAUUACAUUCAUUUGCUUGUUUGAAAUUUAGCAAGCAAACGGGUCUAUCUCCAAAAAACGAGCUGCUUUCCCCGAUCAAAAUUGCAAAUUACUGUAGCAUAAGCCAGGCUUUGUUUACAAAAUCAGAGAAUGGGAUUGAAGAAUCAGAGAGAAAGAGCGUUUGUGCAGCGAAGCAUGCGUCCGAAGUGAAAAACCUGCCCAGUGGAAAAACCGCAACUUCCCUAAGACCCAUAUUAAAACGUAGGAACCUGCAGAUGAGAGAGAGAAAAGCAACUCGGAUGUUGGUUGUUGUGCUGGGUAUAUUCCUCAUUUGCUGGCUGCCAUUUUUUAUCACACACAUUCUGAACACCCACUGCAAGCAAUGCCAUGUGUCACCAGAACUCUACAGUGCUACCACCUGGCUUGGAUAUGUCAACAGUGCAAUAAAUCCCAUCAUCUACACUACCUUCAACACUGAGUUCAGGAGAGCAUUCCUCAGGAUCUUAGCUUGCUGA